Paramuricea clavata is the source of this 4563-nucleotide messenger RNA. The record is from the annotation of a GenBank genome assembly. Lineage: Eukaryota; Metazoa; Cnidaria; Anthozoa; Malacalcyonacea; Plexauridae.
AUGGCAAAAUUACAUAGAGUGGUAAGUCAUUGUGAAGUAUCAAGGGGAAAAAAUGACUGUGAAAAGAGAGUUGAUUGGGAAAUGUGUAUCCUCUGCAGAAAACCAUCCAUUGAACCUCUUGUUUGCCCAGCAAAAUCGAAGCGAAAAGAUACAGGAGCUGGUUAUUUAUCACUAGCCUCAAAUUUAUCGCAAUUGCAUGAGUUACAAGCAAAUCCCUUUGGCUUUGAUAUAAAUGAACUUGACGAUGGUAGCGGGAUCUUAUCAACUUUGACCGUUAGUAAAGCUUGCUGGCACAAAUCAUGUCGAAACAAGGUCAACACUACAGAAGUUAAGAGGGCCGCUAAAAGAAAAGAAGACAAUGAGGAAGACAAUGACUCAAUACAAUCGGUGGCUAAAACGAGACGUUUAACAGAAGAUAAAUCAAUAUUCGAGAGUCUGUGUUUUUUCUGUGACAAACCUGGCGGCAACCUACACAGAGCAUCGACCUUAGAGGUUGACACAAAGGUAAGAAAGUACGCCACCGAGCUCAAUGACACUAGCCUACUUACGAAAUUAGCUGCAGGUGAUAUGGUGGCAAUUGAUGCUAUCUAUCACACUAAGUGCAUUGUUGCAUUUUAUAAUCGCGUCAGGCGGAAUUACAGUAAAACUAAUGAAGAACAAGAGAACUCUAGGUUACACGCCAUUGCUUUUGCUGAACUUGUGUUGUACAUAGAGGAGUUCAGAGAAAACAAGGAAACAUCUGCCGUAUUUCCUCUGGCAGAUUUAUGCAAAAUGUAUUCCGCAAUAUUAGAGGAUCUAGGAGCUGAACAGCACUCUAGAGUUCAUGCAACGCGUCUUAAAGAUAAACUUGAAGCAGAAUUGCCUGACCUGAUUUCUUUUAAACAGAAUAAUAAUAUACUCCUUACAUUCAACAAAGAUAUGGGGGAGGCUGUAUUGAAAGCUUGUGAGCAUGACGAUGAUUCAGAGGCUUUACUUCUCGCCAGAGCAUCGCGCAUCAUAAGGAGAGACAUUUUUGCUCACAAAAAUAGAUUAUUUAAUGGGUCGUUUGGAACUAAUUGUCAAGAAAGUAGUGUCCCUUCCUCCCUUAAAGCUAUAGUAUUGAUGAUUCUCGAUGGACCACAAAUAAAAACGGAAUCAGUCGACAAUAUAUCAACUACAGCGGCAAGCUUAGCCAUUUCGCAGCUAAUAAGCUUUAACUGUGUCAAGAACAGGAAGUCUACUAGUGAGAAAUCUCAGCCUAUUAUGCGCCAUAACAGGGAACAUGAGAGCCCUGUUCCCCUGUACAUAGGUUUGAAAAUCCAUGCAGAGACAAGAAGCAGGACCCUUAUAGACACAUUAUUUCAGAUGGGCCUUUCUAUAUCAUACGAUCGUGUGAUGUCCAUAUCUACUGAUGCUGCAAACAGUGUAUGCCAUCGUUUUGAACAGGACGGUUUAGUUUGCCCUCCAAAACUACGAAGAGAUCUAUUCUGUACCGCUGCUCUCGACAACAUUGACCACAAUCCUAGCGCAACUACAGCGAAAGACUCUUUCCAUGGUACAGCAAUAUCAGUAGUGCAGCAUAUAACUGCUGAGAAUCAUGGUACGGAACGCGGGAUCAAUGUUAUUUGUGAAGAUAUACCAAGGCAGAAGACGGUGAGAGAACUUCCAGAUGCAUACAGAAAUGUUCCGCCAGCUGUUCUGAAAUAUAAAGGUCCGGUUGUCCCUAAGUUAAUAGGGCCUGUAAUGCCCCGAACACAAGAUCAAGAUGCAAUUACCAGAAACAUUAAUUGGUUAGAGAAUGUUAAAUUACUUUACGGAAAAGACGAGCUUGACAAAGAGGAAUUCGUUUCUUGGGCAGCUUUUCAUGCUUCACUUCAACCCUCACCAGAACAUCAUAUCGACAUUGUCGCUCUUUUGCCCCUGUUGCUGGAGAACGCGCAUUCCGUCGCCAUGAUAUUACAUGGCAUGAAUGUGGUUAACGAUGUUGUGCAACAUCUAAACCCCGGUCAAAUACCAGUAAUAGCAAUGGAUCAACCACUUUUUGCGAUAGCAAAACAGAUACAGUGGAACAAUUCCAAUACACAUGGAGAAGAUCAUUACGUGGUCAUGUUUGGUGGUUUGCACAUAGAAAUGGCAGUAAUGAAAUGCAUAGGAGAGUGGUUGAAUGGGAGUGGUUGGGUAACUGCACUAGUUAACGCCGGAAUAGCAAGUGUUGGCACGGCAGAGUCAUUUCUGAAAGUAAGUCAUGUGGCACGAACUAGACAUGCGCACGAGGUUACCGCAGCAGCCAUGUAUGUCUUGCAACAAACGGCUUUCGAAGAGUACAAAGAAUCGGUUCAAGAGUCUGAGCAGCCCUUAGACUUCACUGCAUGGUGUAACAAGAUGAAAUCAAAUCAACCACAGUUCUGUUUCUGGUCACAGGUGUUGAAGUUAGAGUUAUUAGUGCUCGAGAUAGUAAAAACGAUACGGGACGGAGACUUUGAUCAGUACGUGCAAUCACUUGCCAGCAUCAUGCCGUGGAUGUUUGCACUUGAUCGUGUGAACUAUGCGCGUUGGCUGUCAGUUCACGUUCGAGACAUGUCAUCACUGUCACUAACACAUCCAAGUGUCUAUCAACAGUUUACGUCUGGCGCAUUUGUAGUCAACAAAUCAGCUCGAGCAUUUUCUUCCAUUGCUCUUGACCAUGCACAUGAACAGGCGAAUGCAUCUAUAAAGGGUGAUGGAGGUGCAGUGGGGCUCACAGAGAACCCACACGCUUUACGGCGUUGGAUGAUUGGCGGCCCCGAGCUCGCAAGAAUGGUAAACGAGUAUGAAGACCAGUCUUUACUUAAGAAGAAGGAGACUAAGAAGCAUCAUGACCAAAUGCCAUCAGUUCGAAAAGCCUUCGUAAAGGAAGUUAAAGAUCUAUUUGACGCAGUUGAAGAACUAGGAAAUCCCUUCCAAGAAGACAGCGGUGACUUACUCGUGCUGGAUACAAAGGACAUCAUGCCCAAAGAAGUGGUUGAUUCCGUGAAGAGCAUUGAAGAAAUAGGUUGCGAUCAAUAUACAACGUUUGUAAAAGAGAGGUUUGUAGACCAGAAGAAACCAAUCACUGACCCGAUCAAGAUGAAUAAACUUCCGAUGUUUAGCCGCCCACCAACCAAAGUCCCUUCCAAACAAAAGGCUCAACUUACAGCAUUAAAAGAAGACUGUGCACUGUUUUCAAGGCUAUAUAUCGCGUGCCAAUCUCGAGAAGGUGAUCUCCAGGACUUUUUCAAACACGAAAACCAACCCAGUCCACCUUCGUUAUCGCAACAAGGACAACUUCGGCAAGGCAAUAAAGCUGAUCUGGUCAAGUGCCUCACAGACCGUAUUGACGUUGUCGAGUGUCCGCAAGUAGAUGCGAAAGUUAUCGAUGGCGCUGUUGUUGUGCAAAUGCUGAAUCCCAAAACUGCAUCUACAUUCGGAGAGUAUGUCGCAACUGUUUUCAUACCGUAUGUCACCUCGCAACUUCAAUCAGCCCAACGAAUAGAUAUUAUAUGGGACACAUACACAGACGACAGCUUAAAGAGUUGUACAAGAGACAGGAGAGGUUCUGGGGCGCGGCGUCGUGUGGCGCUUUCUGUAAAGAUCCCUCCUAACUGGAAGAGCUUUCUACGUGUCAACGAGAACAAAACCGAACUCUUCCGACUCCUCGCAGAAGAGGUCAUAGCUAUACAUGCACAAGGCAAAGAGGUGUACAGUACGUAUGGUAACGACGUCCUGAGCAACACUGAUAGAACGACUAUGGAUGGCCUACAACCAUGCAAUCACGAAGAAGCAGAUUCUCGGAUUUUUCUGCAUGUCCAUGAUGCAGCCCUACAGCACCAUCGUGUAUUGAUACGAUCAGUAGAUACAGAUGUGUUCGUUCUAGCCGUCGCCCAGAUGCAGAGAAUCCCCGACAAGGAACUUUGGCUUGCAUUUGGAACUGGAAAGCAGUUUCGGUAUCUUCCCAUGCAUGAUACUGCCCGAUCACUUGGUCCGGAGAGAAGCUUGGCUUUACCUGUAUUUCAUGUACUUACAGGUUGCGAUACCGUUUCAUUCUUUGGCGGCAAAAGCAAGAAAAGUGCGUGGGACACCUGGAAUUCGUUUCCAGAAGUUACACAUUCAUUUUUGGAGAUCGCAACCGCACCGGAUAAGCUAUCUAAUAAGUGUACACAAACCAUAGAGCGAUUCGUGGUAUUAUUGUAUGACCGCGGCAGCCAGCUCAGUUCCGUCGAUGAUGCACGACAGCAGCUGUUCUGCAAACGUUCUCGAAGCCUUGAUCGCAUUCCUCCUACGUCUGCCGCUCUUAGGCAACACAUCCUGCGUGCAGCGUAUCAAGGCGGUCAUGUGUGGAGUCAGGUUCAUAUAGCAUUACCUCAACUACCAAAUCCAUCGGAGUGGGGAUGGAAGAAGGACGAGCUUUGGAGACCUGUGUGGACGACCCUUCCCCAAGCGCAGCAAAGCUGCUAUGAACUGAUACACUGUUCCUGCAAGAAGGCCUGCAGAGGGUUGUGUAAGUGCACCCGAUCCAGUUUGCAGUGUACGGCGUUGUGCUCUUGUGGUGGAAACUGCUUCAGCUAA